AUGGCAGCCGCGAAAAAGGGGCCUAUAUGUGUUAUAGUUUUGGGUAUGGCUGGUUCAGGAAAAACGUCCCUUGUUUCUAGAUUAAGUGAAUCUGAAAAAAAACCAUAUAUUGUCAAUCUAGACCCAGCUUGCUUGCAGACUCCGUAUCACGCUAACAUAGAUAUACGGGACUCAAUCAAUUACAAAGAAACAAUGAAAAAUUAUAAAUUAGGUCCAAACGGAGCCAUAGUAACUUGUUUAAAUUUGUUCGCAACUAAAUGUGAGGAGGUUGUGAAAGUUAUAAGAGACUGCCCAAAUGAUAUAUGUUUGAUAGACACACCAGGACAGAUUGAGGUGUUCACCUGGUCAGUUUCUGGACAAAUCAUAACCCAAACAUUGGCACAAAAUUUUCCUACUGUUGUUUUAUAUGUAAUAGAUUCUGUGAGAAGCACAUCACCCACAACAUUUAUGUCGAAUAUGAUGUAUGCUUGCUCCACUAUGUAUAAAUAUCUUGUUCCCUUCAUAGCUGUAAUGAACAAAACCGAUAUAGUGUCCCAUUUAUAUGCUAAAGAGUGGAUGACAGAUGUUGAUAGUUUUAUGCAGGUUCUUGACAAUGAGGACAGCUAUUUGAACACAUUAAAUGGGCGUUUGGCACUUACUCUGGAUAUAUUUUACGAAGAUCUGAAAAUGUGCGGUUUUAGUGCUCAAACUGGGGAUGGUAUCGAAGACUUGUUUAAAUUAAUUGAAGAUGCUAAGGAUGAAUAUGAGAAAAAUUACAAAAAAGAAUAUGAGCAGAUAAGGUUGAAAGCUGAGGAACACAAAAAGAUGAGUAAAGAGACAGAAGAGGGGGAAUCUGAUUUUAAGUCUUUGAAAAUGGACCAAAAUUCAGAUGUUUACAUAAGACAUCCAGGAAAUGAAAGUAGUGAAGACUCCGAGGGUGAAGAGGAAGAUCACGAUGGGGAAUCUACAGAGGCGACAGAUGAGACGUACGCGAAACAUUUGAAAAAUCAGAAAGAAUUGCAGUUAAAGAGGGCGAAAGAGGCAGAAAUGAGAAAGACGUCGAAAGCUUCAACCUCAAAGAACUAAUAAGUUUGAUAUGUAAUUAAAUAUUUUCAAAUUA
Molecule: messenger RNA, 1099 nt
Organism: Coccinella septempunctata (seven-spotted ladybird)
Lineage: Eukaryota; Metazoa; Arthropoda; Insecta; Coleoptera; Coccinellidae
Product: GPN-loop GTPase 1
Exons: 5
Coding region: 1-1065 (354 amino acids)
Molecular function (GO): GTPase activity
Source: RefSeq, a predicted model, not a curated record